Molecule: messenger RNA, 1602 nt
Organism: Fusarium keratoplasticum
Lineage: Eukaryota; Fungi; Ascomycota; Sordariomycetes; Hypocreales; Nectriaceae
Exons: 3
Coding region: 1-1602 (533 amino acids)
Source: RefSeq, a predicted model, not a curated record
AUGCCUGCGUUCUUCGUCCCAUAUCUCUUCCGAUCGAGAAUGUUACCUUGGCCUCUGGCUAUAUCCGGCGUGGCGUCAAUCUCAAGGUUGGCGAGCCUGGACAAUCACUUUCCUUCAUGCCGAGAUGCUGAAGAAUGUGUCACAUAUCGCGGAGGGCUUUAUCUGCCCAAGAACUCAACCGUUGACGAAGACACAAGCAAGAUAUACGCACCUGUGGCGGAGUCUUGGGACAGAAGCACAUACCGCAUGUUCAACAGCACCUUAUCUUUGGGUAAUGAGCUCACCCUGAAGAGCUUUCCUAUGGCACAGCCAGUUGCUUCUGAGGACACCUGGGGUUUGUAUGGCUCCACUCCACAACACAUCAUCGGAGUGGGAACAGAGUCUACAGUUUUGAGUGCCCUACGAAACGCCGGUCGCAUUGCCUCGAGAUCCGUUGGCUACUACUGGGGCCUGGACUCAGUCGGCUCCAAAGACGACACUCCGGGGUCCCUAGUGUUUGGGGGUUACGACAGAGCCAAGACUUAUGGAGACGGCGACGAGAUGGACUUCACACUUGGGAUGGACAGCUGCCGGAGCAAGAUGAUGAUUUCAAUAAGCGGCCUUUCGCUUAACUUCCGCAACGGUACCGACCUGUCGCUAUUCGCUUCGAGCAACCAGGAGAAGCCGCUACGGGCAUGCAUAGCCCCUCAGAACCCAUAUAUCAUGAGCCUCAAUCAGGAACCAUACUUUGACAAUCUUCUGGAUGCCAUCGGAAGCAAGUUUAUCAACGCCAGCAAGAUGCAAGGAGUUGACUAUCAAAGCGCUAAGCUCGAUCCUGAAAUGCCAUGGUACGAUGGAGACUUCACUAUCAAGUUGAACACCGGCCUAUCCAUCACCAUCCCAAACAACCAGCUCAUUGUCCCGGAACGGAGGAUCAACGAGAACGGAGAGAUCUAUCGGAAUGACUCCCAGCCCCUCCUCAGAAUCAACAGGAUGCAGGAUGGACUCAUCUCCAUCGGCCGGUUCUUCUUCACCGCUGCCUAUCUCGCCACAAAUGAGGAUGCCGGAAAAUUCACGAUCUGGAAGGCCAACCCGACUACCCUCGAAGAUCUCGUGGCUCUGGACCCAAACAACAGACCCAUCGACAGCCAGGUCACCUGUACGGCGACCCCCGUCAACACGGUUUUGGCCAAGCCAGACCAAGGUGAUGGCAAAGAGCAGAACAACGAAGACGAGGAGAAUGGCCAGAACGAAAAGGACAAGGUCAGUGAAACGACAGCAGCUCCGGCAGCAACUUCGACAACAGCUUCGACAGCAACUUCGACACCCAAGCCAGACACAGGUCUUCCGAUAGAGGCUAAAGCCGGCAUCGCCGCUGGCGCCGGAGCUGCAGGACUCAUAUGCAUCGGUCUCUUGGCCUGGUUGAUCAUAAGACGAAAGCGAAGAGCGAUGGGAGAGUCGGACGCAAUGAGCCUGGCGUCGGUACAGACAGGCUGGUCUAGAUCUGACGAUAUGAAGCUGGCUUAUCCGAGCCAGGCAUACCCAAGUCAGGCAUAUCCUCACUUCAUCCCACAAGAGCUGGGAACUUACAAUGAGCGCCGAACCCCGGCCGAGAUGCCUUGA